CUAUUUUUCGCGCUCUAAACUUACAAUCAACCCUGACGUGCGCUCUAACAUAAUUUUCCGGUAGUAUUACAAACGUUCCACUAUAAUACUACAGUAGCAGUAGCAGUAGCACGUGCUCGACUAUCAGCUGCAUUCGCGCCGAGGUUCUUUCGCGACCAUGGCCAAGAGUCCUGCAGUCGUUGUUAUCGCUAGACAUGGUGCUCGUCUCGAUGCUGCUGACAAGACAUGGCAUCUUACCUCACCCACGCCUUACGAUCCUCCCCUCACGUAUGGCGGCUGGGCGCAAGGAAAGGCACUGGGACUGCGAAUAGCCGCUCUACUGCACCAGAGGGACACGGAAAAGCCUGAAGCGACAAAGGCUGGCUCGAGCGCAGACACAGCGCCGUCCAGCAAGCAGAAUGUCUCCAAGGACACGCAACGACCAAAGAAGAAGCGCAAGAUUGUCAUUCACUCGAGCCCGUUCUUGCGAUGCGUACAAACAAGUACAGCGGUAGCGGCAGGAAUAUCACAGUAUCGAGUUCCCACUCCCACAAACACGCCGCAAGUCGAAGCACCAAAACCGGCAAAGGAUAAAAACAGCUCUCCGUUGACACAGGCAUCGAGCUCGACACCGCAGUCGUCGCAGCCAAAAUUCUUGAAGCUGGUGGCAGAUCCCAAGCACGACAGAACCCCGAAACCACAUACAGGCCCGGACAAGGUACUGCUGCGCAUCGAUGCUUUUCUGGGGGAAUGGCUGUCGCCGGAUUACUACGAGGAUAUCACACCGCCGCCCAACUCAACGUUGAUGGUGGCGGGCGCAAAAGCGGACCUGCUGCGGCGAGGAGACUACAUUGGUGACCAGCCAAAUACGCACAGCAGUAAAGGCCAUUUCCCAGGAGGCUGGAUGGGCAAGGGCGCUGCCGUCGGUCGGCAGAACCCUGACAGUGGCAAACCUCUCUCUAUGGGCAGCCUGGGGGAAGUCUCGCCGUUUAGGGAGCGUUCGGGCAGCUUGGGCAGCACAGGGCGUGUGAACCGGGCGGCGAUUGCGACGCACUUGAACCAAAUACCUCGUCACAUCUAUGACGCACCAGCCCCUUCGUAUUCGAUCUCCUCCUCCGAUCCCAUACCCCGGGGAUACGUUGCGCACGCCCGAGAAGCCUGCGUUCACGUCGACUUUCAAUGGGAUAGCAUGCGGUCACCGCAGGAGUGGGGCGAUGGCGGCGAGUACGGGGAUGAGUGGAGCACCAUGCACAAGCGCUUCCGCAAGGGACUGGCAUGCAUGAUGCAGUGGUAUCAACAACACGGCAUAGAACCUCCCCAGGAUGAGUUUCCAGGCUUCAUGUUCAGAGACCCGACGAGACCUUUUGCGGCAUCAGUCGGAGUCAAGAAUAACGCCCCAGAGCUUCUUCCUAAGCUGAAGAUCCCCAAUGGGGAAGCCACCGAUGAGGAGGACGAGGAGCUCGUGCUUGUCUUGGUUACCCAUGGGGCAGGGUGUAAUGCUUUGCUCGGUGCCAUCACAAACCAGCCUGUGCUCAUGGAUAUCAGUCUUGCGUCCCUAUCACUAGCAGCUCGCAGAGACAAGCCACGGCUGUCCACGAACAGCAAUGCCCUCGAGCGCCGGGUAUCAGUCGCAGAUGCCGGAAUGGCAGAUACUUAUGAUAUGAAGGUCCUCGCCUCAGUCGACCACUUACGACCAGGCGUCGACCCUUCCAAACCCCCACAGGCACAGCCAAAGCCCCAAACUCAAUCGCCGUCCAUACAGCCGAGUCCCACGACGAAAUACAAACGCUACUCUAGCUCAUCUGCGACGAGCAGUCCUAUCGAGCCGCCAUUCACUAUUGGUGAGCCUGUGAAGACGUGGAACAGCUCGGUAAACAGUGUACGACGGACCACCAUCUCUGGAUCAAGCCACCUACGAAGCGCCAGUGCAGUCAAUCCGCCCACGAGCGGCCUCUGGGGUGCGCGUCAAACAGCAGUCGCAGAAACAUCGCUUGACGGAAGACAGAGUCCAGGCGCAGACAUGGUCCUCAACUUUGGCAACUCACUGCCAAAGCCGAAGCCUGCCUCAACUCCACUCGCUGCCCCAUCCGUCGUUCCGAACACUGACGGUGCAUCCGAGACCAACGACCUCACGCGCGUCAGCACGCACGAAGAGAAGGAGAAGAGCGAUGCUGUUGCGCCGUUGUUCAGUCCGAUGACUUGGGCUGGCUCGAAACCAAAGACUCAGACUCCGACUCAGAAGCAAGGGCUGUGGGGCGGUCCGAAGACGCAGACAGGCACGACGAAGCUGUGGGGACCGCCGAGACUGGAUGAUAUAUACGAGCAUAAAAGUGGGCCGAAGAGAAGGUGGACUGUUACCGAGGCGAACCAGAGUCUCUCCUCGUCUUCUCAUUUGAUGGAUUAAAUUGCUGUAGGAUGGUCAUGUCUAGGUAGUCGUUUGAUGAUCGGACAGGAUGGUGUUAUCUUCCAGCGUUUGAUACUCGAGAAGUAGGAAUCGGUAAAAAAGAAACAAGUGAAACACAA
Messenger RNA from Dothidotthia symphoricarpi CBS 119687, 2502 nucleotides. RefSeq lists its product as uncharacterized. The record is from RefSeq and is a predicted model, not a curated record. The transcript is spliced from 2 exons. NCBI's taxonomy places the organism in Eukaryota, Fungi, Ascomycota, Dothideomycetes, Pleosporales, Dothidotthiaceae. Bases 158 to 2383 code for a protein of 741 amino acids.